This is a messenger RNA of Penicilliopsis zonata CBS 506.65, 782 nucleotides long. RefSeq lists its product as hypothetical. Gene Ontology annotation, biological process: proton motive force-driven ATP synthesis. NCBI's taxonomy places the organism in Eukaryota, Fungi, Ascomycota, Eurotiomycetes, Eurotiales, Aspergillaceae. The transcript has 3 exons. The record is from RefSeq and is a predicted model, not a curated record. Bases 100 to 696 code for a protein of 198 amino acids. Gene Ontology annotation, molecular function: proton transmembrane transporter activity.
CCCCGCCAUUGGACUUUUGUGUCCGUGCCCAGAGACUUUGGUAGAAGUCCUCUUUCUUCCUUUUCGGUUGAUCUCCUCCCCUCCUCCCCGGCCAUCAGAAUGCCCGUCGCCGCGACUCGUGCCGUCCUGCGGCAAUCGCAGUUCCUGACCCGCAGAACCGCCGUCAGGCACGCCUCCUCCGCCUCUGAAGCGGCCUCCAAGGCGACCGAGACUGCCUCUUCGGCUGCGUCCAAGGCCUCCGAGGGUCUGUCCAAGGUCUCCGCCUCCGCGGGCCCGGCCAUCUCCAACGCUGCUGAGACUGCCGGCGCUGCCCUGAGGAAGAUUGGUGGAAGGACCGGAAAGGUCAUCAAGUUUGUUGACUCAUUAAUACCCCCUACCCUCUACUACAGCAAAGUCGGAAUUGAGCUCAGCAAGCUGGUCUUCCGUGGUCAGAACAUGACUCCUCCGUCCCUGACCACCUUCCAGUCCUACUUCCAGCCUCUGAUCAACGCCGUCCGCAACCCUGCUACCAUCAAGAGCGCCAACUUCCCGUCUCCCCAGAACCUCAUCUCCCGCGUCCGCAACGCUGAUAAGAAGGAGCUUGCUUUCUAUGGUGUCACCGCCGCCGAGGUCAUCGGCUUCUUCACCGUCGGUGAGAUGAUUGGCAGAAUGAACAUCGUUGGCUACCGGGGGCACCCUGAGCACCACGGCCACUAAAUCCGUCUUUUAUUCUAAAUCUGCCCCGUCUUUUUCUGUUUCCUAUAUUCUUUUUCUACCCGCGUAUUGUACUAUUGUAUGAUAGA